Molecule: messenger RNA, 1565 nt
Organism: Medicago truncatula (barrel medic)
Lineage: Eukaryota; Viridiplantae; Streptophyta; Magnoliopsida; Fabales; Fabaceae
Product: HVA22-like protein i
Exons: 7
Coding region: 248-1270 (340 amino acids)
Source: RefSeq, a predicted model, not a curated record
CACUCACUCACUCGGUCACUAGUAGUAGAGUUACUUGGUAGCAUAAAAUGAAGAGAAGAAGAAGAAAGUGACAUUUGCAUUUGCAAAUUGAAAAGCAACAAUUUAACGGCUCUUCUCCAAAACCUUCUUCUGUUACUUUUCCCCCUUUCAUCUCUCACCGACAACAACAACAACAACAUUUUCCGUCGCCGUCGCCGAUCUUCCACCGCCACCGCCACCGCCAGAUUCACCUCAUCUCGGAUACAGAAUGAUAGGAUCCUUUCUUACCUGGGCGCUUGUGAGUGUUUUUGGCUAUGCCUAUCCAGCGUAUGAAUGCUAUAAAGUAGUUGAAAAGAAUAAGCCAGAAAUUGAACAACUUCGAUUUUGGUGCCAGUAUUGGAUUUUGGUUGCUGUUAUGACAGUGUGUGAGAGAUUUGGAGAUACUUUUGUAUCAUGGGUCCCAAUGUAUUGUGAAGCUAAGUUGGCAUUUUUCAUAUUUUUGUGGUACCCCAAAACAAAGGGAACAACAUAUGUAUAUGAUUCCUUCUUUAGACCAUAUGUUGCAAAACAUGAGCCAGAAAUUGAUCGGAGCUUGUCGGAACUAAGGACAAGGGCGGGAGAUUAUGUAGUUGUGUAUUCUCAAAGAGCUGUUAGUUAUGGUCAGACUAGAAUAUAUGACAUUUUGAAGUUUGUUUCAGCACAAUCAACACCAGCACCUCAUCCCGCUCAGCAACGACCGGGACCGGGUGUGAGAGUUCGUAAACCUGCACCUGCCAAGGGCCAACCAGCCACUGCUACAGAACCACAAGUUGAAGAACCCCCAUCUCCUGCCUCUAGCACAACUUCAAGUCAGUUCCAAAAGGAAGUAAAAGAGGAGUUACUGGAUUCUCCACAAGCUCCUAAAGUAGCCCCUCCUGUUGCAGGUUUAAACAAACAGAAAUCCUCUGUAGCUGCUUUAAAUAACCAGAAGCCUCCAGUAGCUUCUUUAAAUAACCAGAAGCCUCCAGUAGCUUCUUUAAAUAACCAGAAGCCUCCUGUAGCUGGUUUAACUACUCAAAAAUCUUCUGCAGCAGUUUUAAUUACCCAGAAGUCUAAUCCUUCAUCUGAAACAAUUAUCAUAUCUUCGUCAUCAACAGAGUCAAACCCAAAGAAUAUUGAAUCAACAGCAACAUCCUCCUCUUCAGCAACUGAAAAUGGAAAAUCUCUUGUAAAGGAGGAGACCAGAAUGGAAGAAAGUAUUCGGGUUACACGGGGAAGACUAAGAAAAACCAGAUCAGUAGGAACCCAGUAGCACAAAAUUGUCGAUGUUUAGCCGGAAAUAGGGUAGUUGGAACAUUUUAAAGCGUUAUGUAACGGUUUCGGAUUUGUUGCUUCAUUUUAUUUCUUUUUCUUUUAAUAUGAAUUUGUCUAGGCACGGAAUCGUAGUAGCUUGAUGCCACUUUUUUAUGGAAUCAUAUUAUGAUGGGAUGGAUAUUUGCAUCGGCUCCUCUGUAUAGCAGGUCUUCACGAUUAAGUGUAACAGACAGUAUUAACUUGUUUUCAGAAACUUUAGUUGGUUAACAAUAACAUUUUAAAUUUAAAUUCUA